AUGAAAUCGGAUCAUGAUAAAGAAAUUGCGGCACAAAUUGAAAAACUCACAGUACCAAUUAUAGACAGUGUCUCCGUUGAAGAAAUAGAAAAUUUCAAGCCUUAUUACGAGCGCUAUUACGAGAACAAAUAUUGCACCGCCUUCACUAGUAAAACAGAAAAUAACGAUAUUCUACUGAGAUUUCACUCAAACAGGCUCGUGCUGGUAUCAAUUGCAGAAGGCCACGAUAUAAUUCGCCUUAAAAAGACUAUAGAAAAAAUUAGUUUUGAUGUGCAAGGCACCAACAUGCUAGAAAUCAAGAUAUCCGGUAAGAAAAAGGCAGGUGCAAAGAAAUUGAAGAAAGACUCGAUUUUAUGCUACAUUAAAUGCAAAGAAGAUGAUAAGGAAUAUCCUAUUUAUGCCUGCCUUCCAGCAUCUUUAAUAGAAGUUAAUCAACUUGUAAUUAAUGAGCCACAAUUGGCUGUUUCUAGUAAUAAAGAAUUAGGAUACAUUGCGGUACUUUUUCCACAAUGUUUUGGACCUAAAGCUGAAUCCAUGGACAAAAUGAUUGCUAAACUUGAUUUCCUAACUGAAGACCAAUACAAGAAAUAUUUGGAUAGUAGUACUAGUAAUAUAAUUGAAUCUGGAAAAGCUAAUGAAUAA
Messenger RNA from Ceutorhynchus assimilis (cabbage seed weevil), 642 nucleotides. The record is from the annotation of a GenBank genome assembly. NCBI's taxonomy places the organism in Eukaryota, Metazoa, Arthropoda, Insecta, Coleoptera, Curculionidae.